Erigeron canadensis is the source of this 1017-nucleotide messenger RNA. Its product is annotated as probable zinc transporter 12. Lineage: Eukaryota; Viridiplantae; Streptophyta; Magnoliopsida; Asterales; Asteraceae. Gene Ontology annotation, cellular component: plasma membrane. Gene Ontology annotation, biological process: zinc ion transmembrane transport. The record is from RefSeq and is a predicted model, not a curated record. The transcript is spliced from 3 exons. Gene Ontology annotation, molecular function: zinc ion transmembrane transporter activity. The coding region runs from base 1 to 1017 and encodes 338 amino acids.
AUGAACCUUAAGUUGGUUUUUAUUCUUUUACUCUUACCAAUUAUCAUAUCAGCAGAAUGCACAUGCGAAAAAUCAAAUAAUUAUCAAGAAAGCAAUCACAACAAAUCUCUAGCCCUCAAAUUCAAACUAAUCGCAAUUGUUGCAAUUUUAGGUGCAAGUGUGUUAGGUGUUUGUCUUCCAUUAGUAGGAAGGUUUCAGCCCGAAAGCAACUUAUUCUUGGCUAUCAAAUUUUUUGCAGCCGGUGUGAUAUUAGCAACGGGUUUUGUUCAUGUGCUUCCCGAUGCUAACGAGAGUUUGGAUAACCCUUGUCUGGGCGACAAAGGUUGGGGAGAUUUCCCUUUAGGGAAUGCCGUGGCCAUGUUGGCCGCGGUAUUUGUGAUGAUAGUUGAAAUAUUGAUUACAAGUUGGUUUAGUAACAAAAAAGUUGUGCAUGAGGGAGAUUUAGAGAAAAAUGAUGGCCACAUUCAUAGUACACAUACAUCUCAUGGCCAUGCACAUGGGUCCAAUAUUUUGGAUUCGGGCUCGUCGGAGGUUCUUUUCCGUCACCGGGUUAUUUCAUACGUGCUAGAAGUGGGGAUUAUAAUACAUUCUGUAAUCAUUGGAAUAUCAUUGGGGGUUUCAUGUCGUCCAAAAAUGAUCAAACCACUUAUUAUUGCAUUGAGUUUUCACCAAAUGUUUGAAGGCAUGGGUCUUGGAAGUUGCAUCACUGAGGCCCAAUUUAAAUUAAAGAGGAUUGCAACAAUGUUGAUAUUCUUCUCUCUUACAACCCCAAUUGGGAUCGUUAUCGGGUUUGGAAUCUCCAAAAUAUAUGAUGAAAAUAGCCGAAAAGCUCUCAUUGUUCAAGGUCUACUUAACGCUGCGUCUGCCGGGAUACUUAUUUAUAUGGCACUUGUAGACUUUCUUGCAAUGGAUAUCAUGAAAUCAAAAGUUCAAGAAAGUGUAAAGCUUAAAAUUCUAGCAUUUAUUUCUCUUCUUUCAGGAAUAGGUGGCAUGUCUCUUUUGGCCCUAUGGACUUGA